AUGAUCUGGACAAGCUCGCAACUUAUCAUUGGCUUUUAUUUCGAGCGCUAUCGACCCAUUGCCAGCGGUUUCUCAUGCUCCGGUGCUGGCGCUGGCAUGCUCAUCAUCUCCUUACUGAAUACCGCACUUGUUCCGGUGAUUGAUUGGCGCAAUACGAUGCGUGUGCAAGUGGCGCUGCUUAUAUUUGUAUUUUUUAUUGGGAUAGCUUAUUUAGAGGUUUCACCCACACCUAUCGGCGUUGUGGCAAAGACUGAGCCCUUACCGGGCAGCUCAUCCGACGAAUAUUACGGCAAUUUCUACGUCCAUAACUUUCUACGUGACGACACAUCCUCAAAAGCAUCUCACAUUCUUGUGCACUAUCAUCCGGAAAAGAAGCCUAGUCGACUGCGCCGCAUUGCCAAGUGUAUUUCGCCGUGCUUUGCACGUGAAAAGCCUCAGAAAAAGGAAGAGAUUGCCUUGCAUCGAAGUGAAACUUCCCUUUCAGAGAGAAAGUAUAUAAUACGUACCGAUCCCAUACAGCGCGAGGACCUAUUUUAUACCGGACCAGCGGACUAUGAGGAAGCCCAGCAGAAACAGCAGCUCGAAGGAAAGCCUUUGGAGCUUGUGGGUUCCGAGAAGCAAAUGCAAAGAGUUGCUUACGGGUUACAUCACAUACAAGAUUAUGACUCACCAACUACCAGUAAGACGCGCACACCUGGCCAUCCUGCCGAAGGCCGUCGACAUAAGAAGGAGGAGCUGCGUCAGCACUGGCUGAAAACAAAGAUUGCGCGCGCAUUUAAUCGCCUUUUCGACUUUCAUCUGUUGAAGCAUUUUGAAUUCAGGUUGCUACUUUUGUCCGCCUUCCUGUACCCUAUGGGAUUCAACAUACCGUUUGUGUACUCUCGGGCACGUGCGACCAUCCCGAGUAACCAAGCCUUUCUGAUCGGACCAGCGAUAGGGGUCACCAACUUCUUGGUCCGCAUUGCAUGCGGCUUUCUGGCCUACAAGCUGCGUACAUGGACGACUUAUGUGUGCGGCGGAGCCGUUUUUGCCACGCUGCGAGCACUCAUAUACGUCCGGUACCUGGGUCUGGCCAAGCUUACCAAUGCCUUUGGAAUUUCCGCGCUGGCCAUGGGCCUUGGAGUGUUCAUUGGCACGACGAGUGGUGGCGUGCUUAUAGAGCAAACCGGUGGCUAUACAAUAGCGUUUGCUUUUUCCGGAUCCUGCAUAAUGAUAGCGGGCGGCCUGCUUUUAGCUUUGCCGACCAUAGUGCGCAAUCGUGAUAUUAGAAAGCAGAAGAAGGCUAGAGAAUUAAAUAACUGA
Messenger RNA from Scaptodrosophila lebanonensis, 1302 nucleotides. RefSeq lists its product as uncharacterized. Bases 1 to 1302 code for a protein of 433 amino acids. Lineage: Eukaryota; Metazoa; Arthropoda; Insecta; Diptera; Drosophilidae. The transcript is spliced from 4 exons. Gene Ontology annotation, molecular function: monocarboxylic acid transmembrane transporter activity. Gene Ontology annotation, biological process: monocarboxylic acid transport. The record is from RefSeq and is a predicted model, not a curated record.